Messenger RNA from Salarias fasciatus (jewelled blenny), 2098 nucleotides. RefSeq names its product SRY-box transcription factor 21b (gene sox21b). The transcript has 2 exons. Bases 257 to 1003 code for a protein of 248 amino acids. Gene Ontology annotation, cellular component: nucleus. NCBI's taxonomy places the organism in Eukaryota, Metazoa, Chordata, Actinopteri, Blenniiformes, Blenniidae. The record is from RefSeq and is a predicted model, not a curated record. Gene Ontology annotation, molecular function: DNA-binding transcription activator activity, RNA polymerase II-specific; RNA polymerase II cis-regulatory region sequence-specific DNA binding. Gene Ontology annotation, biological process: brain development; positive regulation of transcription by RNA polymerase II; negative regulation of transcription by RNA polymerase II.
CACAUGGGGCAGGCGGGAGUUAUCAUCCACUUGCGUGAAUGCUGCUGCUGAGUGCUGGUUGACAGUCUCAGGCGACCGGAGGAAAACAAGACGCCGUCUGCCCCCCUGCAUCCUCCCCUCCGAAGGCGCAGCAGCGGUAGAUGCCACCAUGAAGCAGAAAACACCGGAGCGCUCUUGAGGACGUUUCCACUUCUACUUUUUAUUGGAUCGUACACGCUGCGAUGAAGAAUUAAAGAUUUAAAGAGUUCGUGUCGACAUGUCUAAACCGAUGGAUCACGUUAAACGCCCGAUGAACGCUUUCAUGGUGUGGUCCAGAGCCCAGCGGAGGAAAAUGGCCCAGGAGAACCCCAAAAUGCACAACUCCGAGAUCAGCAAGCGCCUGGGAGCGGAGUGGAAACUUCUCACCGAGUCUGAGAAAAGGCCAUUCAUCGACGAAGCCAAGCGACUGAGGGCGAUGCACAUGAAGGAACACCCAGACUAUAAAUACAGACCGAGGCGGAAGCCCAAGACGCUGAUGAAGAAAGAUAAGUUUUCUUUCCCGGUGCCCUACAAUCUCGGGGAGCACGACGCGCUCAAAGUUAACGGGCUUUCCGCUGGAGCACUUUCCGACUCGGUCAUUGGGAACCCCGAUAAGGCGGCGGCGGCGGCGGCGGCCGCGGCGGCCCGGGUCUUCUUCAACCCGUCCAUGUCCACGAACCCCUACUCCUUUUUCGACCUGGGAUCCAAGAUGACCGAGCUCUCCCCGCCCUCGUUCCCGUACGCGUCUCCUUUGGGCUACCCGCCGGGAGGCGCUGCGGCUUUCCCCGGGACUGGCGGCGUCGGUGGCGGGACGCACACCCACACGCACUCUCACCCGUCCCCGGGGAACCCGGGCUACAUGAUCCCGUGUAACUGUACGGCCUGGCCCUCAGCGGGGCUCCAGCCGCCCUUAGCCUACAUCCUGCUCCCCGGGAUGGGGAAGCCUCAACUUGAACCGUACCCCGCGUACGCCGCGGCGUUAUGAUAGGCCCGCUCCGGACUGCUGUGGACAUGACAUGUGAAAUCAAAACAAGAAGAAGAAGAAGAAGAAAAGAAGAAGCUAUUCAUGCAAGAGUUUUUAUUAUGCAUGCACAAACUUGUACAUGUGAUGAAGUGCUCGUCGUCUCAGAUAUCACAUGUGUAUGUAUAUUGAUUAAUGCCUUUAUCUAAGGUGAUGCUUAUUUAGAGAACUCUCUAAUCUAUUAUUACACAGCCAUCACCUCACUCCACCCCCGGAGGAGAAGAACUCCAGGAUGGCACACACAUGCACACGUUUUAGAGAAAAACAGGGGGGGGGGGGGGGAAUCAGAGCAGGUAGCUCCUGUGAAAAGCUCAUUUUGAAAGGUACCCUGUUCGAUUUCUAUCUUUUGCACCUGCUUGACUAACCUGUUGGAAUCAAGUGCAGCAGAUACAAUGACCACACUAAUAAGGAUUACAGCAUUUUUCUCACAGAUAAGUUGUUGUAUGGUUACAAUUCACGGAUCAAGGAGGAUGUUCACCACACUGUAAAUGUGUACAGAUAAAAUGAUUUUAGUUUAUUUGCCGUUAUAGGCUUAGUGUUUGAGAUAGGGCCAGGAUCCUACGUACUUCACUAGAAAACCCGGUGUAUAUUUUAAGUUUUUAAACCGUUUUAUAGAUGUCUGUAAUAUUUAUUGUUUAGUGGAAUCUAUGGUGACCCAGACAAUUUUAAAAAGGACAAGACUAGUUCUGUAAUAUUUUGCACAUGAAACGUAGAGGUUGUAAUUUAUUUUGAAAGGAAUUUCAAUUUCACUGCAUCGCAACUUUCAGGUUUGGAUUCUCUGAACAGAUUUUUUUUUUCUUUAACCAGUAAAAGAAGAAGAAGAAGUUGACAUUUUCGAAUGCAGAUGGAAGUUUAUUCAGUGGGUUUUAUAAUUUACUUGAUCCCCGCCCUCCCACUCCUCGUAUCAUGUGCAGCAGAAAAAAAAAGACGUUUCUAACUAACUCUUAUGGAAUUUGUAUGUUUUUUGUGUUUUCUUUAAUCACCGUUAUGUACUUCAAACUAUUGCUACUGUUCACUUGUUGAGCAAAGGACUACAAUAAAGCGUAUUCGGAUUAAACG